Dentiscutata erythropus is the source of this 611-nucleotide messenger RNA. The record is from the annotation of a GenBank genome assembly. Lineage: Eukaryota; Fungi; Glomeromycota; Glomeromycetes; Diversisporales; Gigasporaceae.
AUGUCACAUAAAUCUGAAGAACAAUAUAACUGGUUGUUUGAAAGCUUGAUUGACUUUGCUGAAGAGAAUGAAAUUGAUCUCUAUCCUCCUAGAAUCAUCACUGAUUUUGAAGUCGCUGCAAUAAAUGCAUCACGAUUUAUGUUUCCUGGAGUUAUAAAUAAGGCAUGUUUCUUUCAAUUGGAGCAGAACGGAUGGAAGAAGAUACAAAAAUAUGGAUUAGCAAGCAAAUACGGAAAUAAUACAUGCUUUAGUAUCAAAGUAGGAUGUUUGUUUGCUUUAGCUUUUUUACCCCCUAAAACGUAUGUUCUCGGUAAACUUAGGCAAGUAAUGAGAAAUGGUCAAGAGAUUCGUUCUGCACCUCUUUUUUCCCCCAAAAUAUGGUCAGUACAUAAGUGCUUAGAUUUAAGUGUCCCUCAAACUCAAAAUGUAGUCGAGAGAUGGCAUAAUCGGUGGGCAACGUUAGUUGGUAAUUCUCAUGUUGGUGUAUAUACAUUAAUCCAAGAAUUACAAAAGGAACAACAAAUCAUCGAAGCUCAUAUUGAUUGCAUUUUCUAUGGUGAGUGUCGUCCUAAACAAAGAAAGGGUCUAGUUGAAAGAGAAAAUAGAAUAAG